Molecule: messenger RNA, 456 nt
Organism: Arabis nemorensis
Lineage: Eukaryota; Viridiplantae; Streptophyta; Magnoliopsida; Brassicales; Brassicaceae
Source: the annotation of a GenBank genome assembly
AUGGAUAUGAAUUUUACCAAUCCAAACUUCACCGAUCUCUUGAACAGCCAACAAGAGAUCAUCUUUCCAAAAACUUUUUCCCAACAACAAUCACCUUUAACUGAUCAUAGUAGACUAAAUAAGGAUACUGGUUAUUCCUCCACCUCCAACACGGCCUGUCAUGUGGAGGAAGAACUAGAGGAGAGGCCCUUAGGUGUUAAGGCGUCCAAGGUGAAAGAGAAGAAGAGAGGUAAGGGGGAGAGUGAAGAAACAGAGGAGAGUUCUUUGAAGGUGCUUCAGGAGAUGUGGCUAAUAAAGGAGAAGGACAACAUUGUCAGGGAAAGACUAUCGAAGAAGAAAAUCCUUGAGGGUCUCAUUCUCAAGUCCGAACCACUUUCACAGGGAGAACUCACACUGAAGAACAAGUUAGUGGCUGAGAUGUGCGAUGGAGAAGAUCUGACAGAGGAGGAGGUGUGA